Messenger RNA from Neltuma alba, 3600 nucleotides. RefSeq lists its product as uncharacterized. Bases 1 to 3600 code for a protein of 1199 amino acids. Lineage: Eukaryota; Viridiplantae; Streptophyta; Magnoliopsida; Fabales; Fabaceae. The record is from RefSeq and is a predicted model, not a curated record. The transcript has 11 exons.
AUGCGGCAGCCUCUUUUUGCACUUGAAGAGGUAAUUUGCAACUUGGAGACGUUGGCCCUAAAUAAUGAGGAUGCAAGCAUGAUAUUACAAGGGCAAUUUUCACGAAAACACUUCAACAAACUCAAAUCUCUUCGUUUGGCAAAUUUUAAAGAUGAUGAUGCCACUUUUCCCUAUUGGGUUCUCCAAAACAUAACUGUCAAUGACCUACUUAUUGAAUGGAGUUCUUUCAGGGAGAUAUUCCAAGAAGAAAUACCUAUAGAUGACAAAAGAAAAUCUAAAACUGGAGCACGACUUAAAGCAUUGACACUCUGGCACUUGGAUGAUCUCCAGCACAUAUGCAAAGAAGGAUUUCGAAUAGAUCCAGUCCUAGGGGUUCUUGAAGACUUACUGGUCCAUGAUUGUUCCAAUUUGAGACACUUAGCACCUUCCUCCGGAACAUUUCAUCACCUGACACAUUUGGAGGUGGUAAAUUGCAAUGGAUUGGUUCACUUGAUUACCUCAUCAACUGCAAGAAGCCUAGUCAAAUUAACCACAAUGAAAAUAACGAAGUGCAAUUCACUUGAGCAAGUUGUGGCAGAAAAGAGGGAGGAAUUUGAAGAUGAAAUUGCAUUCAGAAGCUUGGAAAUUUUAAAGCUCAAAUGUCUGCCAAUGAUCAAGAGGUUUUGCUCCUCCAAUUGCUUCUUAAUCUUUCCGUUGUUAAAAGAAGUUGUCAUUGAGCAUUGCCCAAGAAUGAACACCUUCUCAGCUGGGAGAGACACAAGCACACCAAAGCUUCGAAAGAUAUCAUCAAAAGAAGAAGAUGGAAACGUGUAUUGGGAAGGCGAUUUGAAUAAGACAAUAAACAAGAUGUUUGCGGACAAGGUGGCAUUUAGUAGAUGCAAAUAUCUGGAGCUGUCAGAAUAUCCAGAAUUGAAACAGCUAUGGUAUGGCCAAGUUGGACAGAAAAUAUUCUGCAAUUUGAAACAUCUGACAGUCCAUAAAUGUACAUUUUUAACCAAUGUAAUUUUUACAUCAAAUUUACUGCAAUUGUUAUAUACAUUGGAGGAAGUAGAAGUAACAGAGUGUGAUUCCUUAGAAGCAGUGUUUGAUGUAAAAGUCUUGGAUGACAAGGAAAUGCAUCCGAACAAAGCUAGUCAGUUGAAAAAGUUAACCCUGUCAGGUCUUCCAAAUCUAAAAUACAUAUGGACCAAAGACUUUCCAAAAGCACUCGGCCUUGAGAAUUUACAAGUUGUGCAUGUUGCUAAAUGCCAAAACUUGAAAUAUGUGUUUUCACCAUCACUAUGCCAAGAUUUGAGGCAGCUUGAAGAGCUAAACAUUGAGUCUUGUGGUGUUGAGCAAAUUGUUGCAAAUGAAGAAGGAUUGGAGGAGCUUAAGUUUUACUUUCCUCUGCUAAGAAUCUUUAGGCUAAUACGCUUGACACAGCUCAAUGAUUUCUAUCCAAAAAGAUAUACUCUAGAAUGUCCUUCAUUGAAGGUAUUAAAUGUUGGCCGAUGUGAAGCGUUGCAAAUAUUUGCAUUUGGAAAUUUGGACUACCAGGAGCUUAGAGGGGCUUGUGUUGACUUGCCAAUCCAACAAGCUUUAUUUCAUAUUGGAAAGGUAUCAGAAAACUUGGAGGAGUUAUCAUUAAAUGAAAAGGAUGCUAUGAGGAUAUUGAAUGGAAGUUAUGAGAAAACACUCUUUCAAAGAACAGAAAAGCUUCGUUUGCAAUAUUUUCAGGAAACUCCAGUGAAGUUUUUAAAUGAAUUGCUCGAAAGAUUCCCAAGUGCAACAACACUUCAAGUGCGUUGGAGUUCUUUUGAAACACUUUUUCAUACAGCAGAAAUUGGUCAUUUCAAUAUUAAAAAACCCACUCAAAUAAAAAAAUUGUGGCUAUAUCAAUUGGAGCAACUUCAGCAUAUAUGGAAUGAUGACUCAGCAUCAGACACCCUUGUUCCACACCUUGAAGAUCUGACCAUAAUAGAAUGCUCUAGGUUAAGAAGAUUGGCACCACCUUUGACAUCUUUUGCAAGUUUAACCACCUUGGAAGUAGAGGAUUGCAAUGGCUUGAUGUACUUCGUGACACCUUUCACUGCUAAAAGUCUCGUCCACCUCACAAGCUUAACAGUUACAAAUUGUGGGAUGCUAGAGGAGAUUGUGAUGACUAAUGAAGUGGGAUCAGAAGAAGAAAUCAUAUUUGAAAGCUUGAAGGAUUUGGAACUAACUUGUCUAUCAUGUUUCAAAAGCUUUUGCUCUGGGAAACAUACCUUCAUAUUCCCCUCUUUGGUGAAAUUAAAAGUGACAGAAUGCCACAAAAUGCAAAAUUUCUCAUCUGGAACCAUUAUUGCCCCAUUUCUGAAAUUAGUGGAGGUGGAAAAUGGGAGAAAACGCUGGAAAGGGGACCUUAACACUACUAUCAAGCAUUUGUUCACGGACAAGGCAAUUCGAGAAGGACAAUCAAGUGAUAUUAUAGAAAGUAGUCAAAUUCAUCAAAUGACCAGAAGUACUUCUGAGGCAUCAAGCUUUGAAGAGCAAGUGGGACAAUCAAAGCCUAAUCAGAUUACAAACACUGGAAAGCAAGAAACACGCAAGCUUCCAAGUCAAUCUUGCGACAGAGAGCAGAAUGAACAAGCCUCGUCAGGUAUGGAGAGGCCUCUAGCCCAUGUUACUCAAAAUGCCUCUAGCCCUUCUACAAAUCAAGAUACAGAAGAAUCACAAGACGCGGAGACUGAAUCUAGCAUGAGUCUGUCAAGGCCAGCCACAACUUUCAACGAUAAAGAAAGUUUAGCUGAGGGGACUCAAGGGAUUGGUGAGAACAUUGAAAGGCCAUUGGUUGAAGCUGCUAAAAUUGCUCCUAGCCCCACAGGAGUUUAUGAUGCAGAGGUGAAUGAGACUGUUGAGAAGCCCUUAAUUCAAACUAUCCAGAAAGCACAGAGACCAACUACAGUACAGGACAUAGAAGGACCACAUGAGUCAAAAACUUGUCCCAGAGAGCAUUUGUUCAACCAACCUGAAACUUUUAUAACUAGUGACGACAAAGAAACUAUUGGAACUCAUAAGAUUCAUGACACCAUGGACAAAUCCUUGAUUCAGGCUGACCAAGAUGCAGAGAAACAUGUCACAGCACAAAACAAAGCAAUAGAUCCAUCACCUUCAAAAGCUCCAGGAACUAUGACUUCACCAAUACUGGAAUUGAAUGCUUAUAGUGACAGAUGGUUGAUUGACAUUUCCAAACAAAACUUGCCAUAUUUGGAGGCUGGGUUGAAGCGUCAUCCUCAAGUGCUUGAUUGGUUCAAUACAAAGCGACGAAGAGCAUUCGCAGCCUUAUUCACCGAAGUCACUAGCAUUUUGAGGACUACUAGGAGACGCGACUUGACAGAGGAUGAUCGAAACUAUAUCAGAGAGUGCUGUACUGCAUUGGCAGCAGUUGGUUUUGAUGCUUCUUGGCUCAGUUAUGUAUAUGGCUGCAUUGAGAGCUAUGGUGAUGGAGAUGAGCUCAUGAGAAAGCUUGAGGAGACUGAAGCCAAAGUUUUCACUCUUAGAAAUGAGUUAGCUUCUGCUGAGGCAUCCUUAGUCUCAUUGCGAGACGAGGCAAGCAGGCUCAAUGAUUUUAUUGAGUCGUGA